AAGAAGGGCAGCACUGUUCGUCUGUCAUGUGAUGAGUAAAGUUUUUCUCGGUCACCUGUCACUGAAAUAGACUUCAUAUUUUACUAACCGUGAAAAGCUUGCAGAAUGGCACAAAUACGCGCUGUUGUUCUACACACAUUUGGAUGGCUCUUUUUAGCCACCAGCAUUGUUCUUAUCUUCCAGUUUGUACUGACUGGCAAAGGUGAACGAGUAAGUGUUGGUUGGUUCUUGGCCUCCACAUCUCCUUACAUGUGGGCCUGUCUGGGAAUUGGUCUGUCAGUGGCAUUGUCCGUGGUAGGAGCUGCUCUGGGCAUUCACACAACAGGCACCAGCAUUGUGGGGGGCGGUGUAAAAGCUCCACGUAUCAAGACAAAGAAUUUGAUUUCGGUUAUCUUCUGCGAGGCUGUAGCUAUUUAUGGCCUUAUCACUGCCAUCGUUUUAUCCGGUUUGUUGGAGUCGUUUACGAUGGCAACUGCCCUAGAAAACCAAUCUGUAAUGGAUAAUAAUUGGUUUGGAGGAUAUGUAAUGUUUGGUGCUGGUCUAGCUGUCGGUUUGGUGAACUUGUUCUGUGGUAUUGCUGUCGGCGUUGUAGGAUCCGGUGCUGCACUUGCUGAUGCUGCAAAUUCGGCUUUGUUCGUGAAAAUUUUAAUUGUGGAAAUUUUCGGUUCAGCCAUUGGUCUUUUUGGUCUAAUUGUGGGCAUCUACAUGACAUCCAAAGUGAAAAUGGGUGACAAGAAAGAUUAAACUAAAAGAAGCGAAUAAGUAAAAGGAAGGUGAUAUAACCAAGCAGCAGCGCAGAUGUAAGCAACAAAAAAUACCAUAAAUAUAAAUACAUAUAUGUCUAAUUAGCCAAUAUGCUCUUAAUAGUUUUCAAAAAUUCCUGUUAAAAGCAUUGAUAAGUUCAUUGGUUCGUUUCUUGCUUUGGCAUCAUUUUUAAUAUCAAAUCGAGUCAUGUACAUAUUUCAAUUAGUAAUCUAGAGUUAACCUAUAAAAGAACACAGGAUACUUAGAAAUUCAAAAUAUUCUUUAACUUCCCAAGUCAUUCCAUGUUAGACAAAUAUUUUAUGCGCUAUUAAUUUAUUUUUUCAUAAUUUUGGUGCGCACAGUUCCGCGAAACUAAAAGAAUAAAAUGCUGAAGGGCCAAAAUGUUGGAAAUUAAAGUUAAAUAUUUUAAAAAUGAAAAUGAGGUUACAACCAACGAUCAACUAUAUUUCUCUCGUUGGAGGCAAGCCAUUAUUUCUGCUACAAACGGUAUCGACUUUCAACGGCGUCACACCAAGCAGCGCAGCGACUUCGCCUUAGUGUUAUUUAGUAUUGAUUUAAGUUUCAUUAUUCUUUAAACUAAUUAAGCUAAGGUAAAUUCGGCCGGUCAAGUCCGAUUCAUGCAAGUUUCAAUAAGAUUGGUAGGUAAUUUGUACAAAACUCUCAGCAUCAAAUAAUAUCUAACUACAUACAUUUAUACAUUUUGGAUAAAUCAUAUGUAUGAAUAUCAAUUUACUUCCUAAACUUUGAAAUUUGCCUUGAAUCCACUUCAGGCACGAAUCCGAUAUCAAAAACUACCUUUAAAUAUGUGUGUGUUACUUUUUUGUAAAAGUAUUUAUUAUUAAUGUAUGGUUAUUUAAUACUUUUAAUUGCGUAUUAUGAUUUAUUGUAUAUAUGGAAUAAUCCACUGUAUAAAAUGCAUAUGUUAAAGUGUAAACAAAAAUUUUCCAAAAGUAUUCCACAAUAAAUUUAUGUUGUUCGUUCUCUUUAACAAAUGU
Messenger RNA from Anastrepha obliqua, 1760 nucleotides. It is a transcript of the gene VhaPPA1-1, whose product is annotated as V-type proton ATPase 21 kDa proteolipid subunit c''. Gene Ontology annotation, molecular function: proton-transporting ATPase activity, rotational mechanism. Lineage: Eukaryota; Metazoa; Arthropoda; Insecta; Diptera; Tephritidae. Bases 106 to 744 code for a protein of 212 amino acids. The record is from RefSeq and is a predicted model, not a curated record. Gene Ontology annotation, cellular component: proton-transporting V-type ATPase, V0 domain. The transcript is spliced from 2 exons. Gene Ontology annotation, biological process: proton transmembrane transport.